This is a messenger RNA of Sphaerodactylus townsendi, 1569 nucleotides long. It is a transcript of the gene GPS2, whose product is annotated as G protein pathway suppressor 2. The coding region runs from base 92 to 1213 and encodes 373 amino acids. The record is from RefSeq and is a predicted model, not a curated record. Gene Ontology annotation, cellular component: transcription regulator complex. NCBI's taxonomy places the organism in Eukaryota, Metazoa, Chordata, Lepidosauria, Squamata, Sphaerodactylidae. Gene Ontology annotation, biological process: regulation of transcription by RNA polymerase II. Gene Ontology annotation, molecular function: transcription coregulator activity. The transcript is spliced from 11 exons.
CCCGGCGGGCGGCGGGCGGGCAUAGAGGCGUCGGCGCUGGGCCUGUGCUGGCUGCCUGCUUUCUGGGUCUGGGGGCUCGGCUCGGGGGGCGAUGCCGGCGCUGCUGGAGCGGCCGAAGCUGAGCUCGGCCAUGGCCCGCGCCUUGCACCGGCACGUCAUGGUCGAGCGGGAGCGGAAGCGGCAGGAGGAAGAAGAGGUGGACAAAAUGAUGGAGCAGAAGAUGAAGGAGGAGCAAGAGAGGCGGCGGAAGAAGGAGAUGGAGGAGCGCAUGUCCCUGGAGGAAACCAAAGAGCAGAUCCUGAAGCUGCAGGAGAAGCUCCUGGCUCUUCAGGAGGAGAAGCACCAGCUCUUCCUGCAGCUGAAGAAGGUUCUCCACGAGGAAGAGAAGCGCCGCCGCAAAGAGCAAAGCGACAUGACGACGUUGACUGCAGCAGCCUACCAGCAGGGCAUGGCCGUCCACGCGGGGACCCACAUCCUUAACAUGCAAGGGAGCCCAGGGGGGCACAACCGGGCCGGUACCCUGAUAUCAGCCGACAGAGCCAAGCAGAUGUUUGGACCCCCUGUUAUCACAACGCAGCACUUCGCUCCUCAGCCGGCGUUCCCCGCCGGCGCUCCUGAGCACGGGCAGUACCAGAGCAGCCAAUCCGGCCACAGCCCCUAUGCCGUGGGUCAGAGCCAACACACCGUGCCAGUAAGCUAUGCCAGCAGCCAGUCCAUCAGAGGUCCUUCUGCGUUCCCGACCAUGCAGUACUUAUCUCAGCAGCAGCCGGGCUACGCCAUCCACAGCCACUUUCCUACUGCCCAACCAGGUUUCAUCCCACCGAGCACCACCAUCCCGCUCCAGAAGCAGCUGGAACAUGCCAACCAGCAGUCAGGUUUCACAGAUUCGUCAACCCUCCGCCCGAUGCACCCGCAGGCGCUACACCGCAAUCAGGGGCUCCUGCCAGCCCCUCAAAUCCCUGUCCAGAUGCAAACAGCUGCAAAGCCCACCCUGGCCUACACCCACCCAGCUCGCCCAGCUUCCCCGGGCAGCUUCUCCCACGGGACUGCCCCCCAGCAGCCGCACACGUCUGGAUUCCAAGCUUCUCCCCAGCCGGCCCCCCGCCACCCCUUUAUCCAGCACCCUCAAGGCCAGCGUUUCUACCACAAGUGGAGCCUAACCAGCUGCUUUGCUUCGGAUGCUCCCAGCGCUUCCCAAAAAAAAAAAACAUGAAGAAAGCCUUUAUUUCUCUGUGCAAGACUGAAAUGCAGUGUUCCUUUUUGAUUGCUCUUUGCUCUCUCUGUCUAAGAGUAUGUUUCGGCGUACUCCCGGGUUAGUUCCAAGCUUUUUCUGUGCUCUGUCUCUGAUUCUCAGUGUGGCCCCUCUUUAAUUGGCUCACCCAGCUCAGUUGUGACUCUUGUAUGGGACUGUCUGUCGGGAGUGCUUUGACGGUGUGUUCCUGCAUUGCUGGGCGUUGGACUGGAUGGCCCUUGGGGUCUCUUCCAACUCUGUGAUUCUAUGAUACUGGGAGUCCUUGGCUCCUUAAAGCAAAGAGCUCCAGGGCAUAAUACAAAUACUUUUGCUCGACA